CCGCACGUCAACUCGGCACUUCUCAGCGAGAGCAGCGGAGACGCGAUGGGGAAACGCCGGCAGCAGCGGCUCCUCCGCCUCGCCGUCGCCGUCGUCGCGGCGGCCCUCGUCCUCUCCGCUUCGGCCAAGAAGUCCGGCGAUGUCACGGAGCUUCAGAUCGGUGUGAAGUACAAGCCAGAGUCAUGCACCCUGCAAGCUCACAAAGGCGACAAAAUCAAAGUGCAUUAUCGUGGAGCACUCACUGAUGGAUCAGUGUUUGAUUCUAGCUAUGACAGAGGUGACCCCUUUGAAUUCACUCUUGGAAACGGCCAAGUGAUAAAAGGUUGGGACCAAGGGUUACUAGGUAUGUGCGUCGGUGAAAAGAGGAAGCUAAAGAUACCUGCAAAGAUGGGUUAUGGGGAGAGAGGCUCCCCACCGAAGAUUCCAGGUGGAGCGACCCUAAUCUUUGACACGGAGCUUAUUGCUGUCAAUGGAAAGACAUCAGGUGAUCCUAGCAACAGCGAGCUUUGAUGUCGUCGCUAAUGCUUCACACACCGAAGAGUAGCGCCGUGUAGCACCUUCGCAGACAGCGAUUUUUUCACAAGUUCACAGUCAAAAAUUUGUUUCCAUCAUGUUACUUCUAAGUUCAAAGUUACAAAGUAGUGCUGGAACUAAGUGAAUCCUCGAGUCUUGAGAUGGUCUAAAACCUGAAAGAUGGUCUUGGACUGUUAACACACAUCAUCAGAGCUUGUUUUCUCUUGAACUGAAA
Molecule: messenger RNA, 748 nt
Organism: Oryza brachyantha (malo sina)
Lineage: Eukaryota; Viridiplantae; Streptophyta; Magnoliopsida; Poales; Poaceae
Product: peptidyl-prolyl cis-trans isomerase FKBP15-1-like
Exons: 6
Coding region: 46-510 (154 amino acids)
Biological process (GO): protein peptidyl-prolyl isomerization
Molecular function (GO): peptidyl-prolyl cis-trans isomerase activity
Source: RefSeq, a predicted model, not a curated record